UAAACACUCGAUUGAGAAUUAGCAUAAAUUCUCAAACAGGAUAUUACAGAGUUUAUCUGGUGUUGACAUAAAUUCUGCUAAACAGUUGUUCUAGUUACCAAUAUCCAUGCUGGAAGCGAAGACAUCAAGAUUGACAAAACUAGCAGCAUGUUUUGCAGUAUUGGGGUUCAUCUUCAUUCUCCAGAUUACUGUGAUACGAGAUGCAACUAUGUGGAAAGUGAAACUAGCUUACAUGCUCUCAAUUUCACAUUGGGAAUGGGAUUUGGAUGGCAGCAACAAUGGUGAAAUCUCAUGUGACACCUCUCACAAAGAGUUUGAUAUUUGCUCUGUGGACACCCCAGCACUUCUGGACCCAUCUUUGUUAACUCUCUCCACAUUGGGCCCCCAUACAUGGGCCCAACCCCACAUCCCUUUCAAAAUCCAUCCAUACCCUCUCAAGAAUGACAAAAAUGCAAUAUCCUACGUUAGAGAACUCACUCUCACCUCAUCUCCACCAAAAUCGUCCUGUGACAUCACACAUCAUACCCCGGCACUUAUAUUCAGUGCGGGCGGGUACAACGGAAACUUUUACCAUGAAAUAAAUGAGAACUUCAUACCCCUCUUCAUCACCAUCAAUUCAUUAUUCCCGGAUCAAAACGUUGUACUUGUGAUCACAGAUGGUAGGAUUUGGUGGUUCCAAAAGUAUGCUGAAUUGUUAUCCGCAUUUAGUCCCUACCAUAAGGUGAUUAACACAAACAACAUCACCACCACACAUUGCUUCCCAUCAGCUACCAUAGGGUUGAUAAAGCAUGGGCCCAUUAUCAUAAACCCAAAAUUGCUACCACACCCUAAGACCCUCCUUGAUUUCCGUGCUUUCCUUCAAAAUGCAUACACCAAGAGCAGCACCAACACCCCAUUAAAUUAUAUGUUACAGAAUAAUAGUAGCAGACUUAAUACAACGGACCAAAAUUCUGACGAGCACCCUAAGCCACGUCUCAUAUUGUUGAGUAGGAGUGGGAAUGCGAGCCGAGUGAUUUUGAACCAAGAUGAAGUUAUCAAGUUAGCUGAGGAGGUAGGGUUCAAUGUGCAUGUGUUGGAGCCAUCAAGAAAGUCUUCAAUGGCCAAUAUCUAUAAUAUGAUUCACACAAGCCAUGUGUUGUUAGGGGUGCAUGGUGCAGGUUUGACAAAUUCUUUGUUCCUUAGACCGGGCUCAGUGUUGGUGCAAGUGGUUCCAAUUGGAACUGAUUGGGCCUCCAAAACUUACUAUGAGAAACCCACUGAGAUUUUGGGAUUGCAAUACAUUGAGUACAAGAUUGAGGCAAAUGAAAGCAGCUUGUCACUAAGUUAUGGAGCUGAUAGCUUAGUGAUCAAGGAUCCAGCAACUUAUCUUAAGGAAAAAGGGGCAAAUAAACGGAUAUACUUGAAGAAACAAAAUUUAGAAAUUAAUAUAUUUAGAUUUAGAAAGUGUUUGGCAAAAGCAUAUGAAAAGGCAAAGAUAUUUAUGAGUAGUAUCAACUAGAUUAAUAGUAAAUUACAUUUUAAUUUGAACAAUAUACAUUAUUUUGCUUUCUUUCCCCUCAAUGUAUCCUUUUCUUUUGUCUAUUUAAUUCUAUAUAAGUAACCAUUGAGGUUGUCUAAA
Molecule: messenger RNA, 1618 nt
Organism: Lotus japonicus
Lineage: Eukaryota; Viridiplantae; Streptophyta; Magnoliopsida; Fabales; Fabaceae
Product: xylan glycosyltransferase MUCI21-like
Exons: 2
Coding region: 107-1498 (463 amino acids)
Molecular function (GO): glycosyltransferase activity
Source: RefSeq, a predicted model, not a curated record